Molecule: messenger RNA, 4889 nt
Organism: Chelonia mydas (Green sea turtle)
Lineage: Eukaryota; Metazoa; Chordata; Testudines; Cheloniidae
Gene: MRAP2
Product: melanocortin 2 receptor accessory protein 2
Exons: 5
Coding region: 3009-3629 (206 amino acids)
Biological process (GO): regulation of adenylate cyclase-activating G protein-coupled receptor signaling pathway; protein localization to plasma membrane
Cellular component (GO): endoplasmic reticulum; plasma membrane
Molecular function (GO): signaling receptor regulator activity; type 5 melanocortin receptor binding; type 4 melanocortin receptor binding
Source: RefSeq, a predicted model, not a curated record
CCCAGUUACCAUAUAUGUCAGGUUGCACACACUAUUUAUAUAUACCAAACAGCUCAGGUAAUGGUCAUGCAGUAAUUAUAAGCUUCUAUAUGGAGACAGAAAAAUAUUUGCAACUUUCUGUAUAUAAAAUUUUCCAAAUAAAAACCAAAAUUAUUUCUGAAAAUUUAGGACUUGAUUCUGUUGUACCAUUGUGCCAGAGGAGCUAAGUUGUCGACCUCGGUCUUUGUCCUGGAGCUUUAAGCAGUCUUUUAGGCAUUCUGGGCCCAAGCCAUGGAGUGCUUUGAAGAUAAAGACUGAGACCUUGAACUUAAUUAAAAAUUCUAUGGGGAGCAGAGGACAGGUGUGAUGUGUUCAUGGUAGCUUGCAUGCUGAGGAGACACGCUGCAGUGUAUUGUACUAGCUGGAGUUUUCUAAGUGCUGAUGGCUUCCUGCCCAAAUAUAUUGCAUUGCUAUAGUCCAGCCGAGAGGUGACAAAGACAUAAAGAACUAAGGCCUGUGUCUGCCAGUAUGGGAUGGAAUCUCCUAGCCAGUUGGAGAUGGUAGAAAGCAUUACUCAUGGCUAUUGUGAUGUGGGAGUUCGGCAUCAGCGAGGAAUCUGAGAAUACUCCUAGACUACGGACUGAACUGACCAGUUGUGGAUGUGAACCUUCAACCACAGGGGAGUCAACAUGGCUGCAAACUCUUCAGAAUACUAUCCUCUUCCCACCAGCAUCACCUGGUCUUCCUUGGGUUCUGCUUCAGCUAGCUGUUCUUCAUCCAUGAGCUGAUCUCCUCCAAGCACUGGGCCAUCUUGGUGGUAGGGGUAUGUGGUGAAAGAUAGGUAGAGCUGUGUGUCAUCUGCAUAUUGCUGGCCUGUGAAUCCAUGUUGUUUGACCUGUAUACCUAGUGGUUGCAUGUAGAUGUUGAAAAGGACUGGAGAGAGAACUGAUCCUUGUGGAACCCCAUAAGUGAGGGGUCUAGAGGUGGUGCAUUUUCCCAUCACUACUUUUUGGGUGUGUCCCUCCAGGAAGGCUCAAACCAUUUUAGCAUGUUAUCCUGGACCCCUGCCAUCUCUCUCGGGCGAGACCGCUGUAUUUCAUGGUCAGCAGUGUUGAACACUGCAGAGAGAUCCAGGAGGAUGAGAAUGGAUGUCUGUUCUCUAUCUUUUGAUUGGAGGAGAUCAUCUAUCAGUUCCAUAAAGCUGUUUCAGGUCCGUGUCCUGGCCUACGCCCAGAUUGUGCCGGGUCUAGAAUGUCGGCUUCAGUUAGAUGAGAUGAUAGGCGGCCUUUGACUAGCUCCUCUAUGAGCUUGCUCAUGAAUGAUGGGUUUGACACUAGGCGAUAAUUGGCUAGGCGUUUACUUGAUCUUGAAAAAAUAAACCAUGGUUAAAAUGACCUUACCCCAACACUCCCAAAAGUCAAUAAAAGAAUAUCACAUUUACCUAAACAAUAACAAGAAGAUGGGUAUUAUCCAAUGCCUUUCCUGGGCCAAUAAAAAUAGCUCUCUGAAUUAAUUGAAGCAGAUAUGGUGUUAUACAGACUUUCACUGAGACAGUACCAAAUAGUGAACUAUUUUUCUACCUUUCAAGCAAAGGGAAGCCUUAUGCCUUCUGUUAUUUACGCCAAUUCACUUUGUUGCACUUAUUUGUUUUAUGAAAGAUGAAAGCAAGCAAAUGCUAACGAAGAAAAAUAAAUGACUGCUAUUCAGUUGAGCUGUUCAUGAAGGUUAAUAUUUGCAUUUGGAGUGGAAUUUGGAUACCAAUUACACAGAAAUAUGAUCAAGAGGAACAUUUUCUUGGCAAGCUGCUUGCAUCCUUACUUGACCAAAAAAACUAUUACAGGGCCAGACAUUUAUUCUUUAAAUAUGCCCUUUUUUGGGAGAAUCCUUAUGCUCCAUGCUAAAAUAUAAAUCUUGGCAGCUUUUUCUUUCUCAGUCUGUACAUGCUGGGCUUUGUAGGGAACUAAAGGGGAAAAAAUACUGGGGGAGAUGGAAAGUAUUAUAGUGUGUGAAAGUGCAUAUAAAUGAGCAGAGCGAGAGAACAUGGGUCACCUCCUGAGAGCAAAAGCCAUCCUGCAGCUCUCUCUCAUCUGAUAGCCUUCUGUAGCACAUCAUACAAGCUGGGCUUGAGUCUGAGACUCUUUCCCUUCCGUAACUUCAGUGAGAAUGGUGCAUAGUGGACGUAUCUCUGGUUGUGGCCCAAGAGAGGGAGAUAAAGCACAGCAGUCUACCUGACUGGCAUGAAAGAACAGAAUGUGCACUGUCUCCAGCAUUUUUGAGGGGUAACUAUUAUUCUGCCCACUCACAGUCCUCCUGCUCUUUUGGAUUCAGCAAGCUGCAUUUCCCUCCUGUCUAAAUCUAAAGAAAAAAGUACCGAGACUAAGGAACUGAGGUUCCCAAUGAUCCACUGAUACUUCCCAUCACCCAGAAUUAGAAUAACAUGUGCAUCAUUAUAAGGGAGUGCUUGUUUGAAUAUGGACGUUUUUGGCCAGGUGGUACGGUAUGAUCUGUGAUGCAGACAUGUUUGUGAGAAUCUCAGGGAUGGAAAGUUUGCCUCAUUUUCAAAGCUUACACUUGGCAAGAUGAGUGGGGUGGUUUUUUGAACAAACAUUUGUUCCUUCUGUUAUUCCUGUAUAACCCUUAAAAAUGCUUAGUCCUUUUUCUUAAUACUUCAGAAAUUUAGUAGAAGUCUUAGCUAUUAGAAUAGAUGCAGGCAACUCUCUCUUUGUGCUUUGUUUUGCAGUAUGUGCUUAUUGUAGGAAAUUACCUAAAACUGAAAGAACAAUUAACAUACUUGUAACAAUGUACUAUCCUGAUCCUGCAAUGUGAUGCAUGCAGGCAAACCUCUACUCCCACGUGGAACCCUUUUGAUUUCCAUUGGAGAAUUGAAGCCAAAGUAAGCACUAAGUGUUGCUACCCUUACUCAUACAAGCAGUAUAUUGAAGCCAAAGCAACUGCUCCAUAGACAUACCGAAAACAAAGCCUGGUGCAAUUGAGACCUGGUCUACACCACGCUAAAAUUUAGGUUAGUGAUGUCUGCCCAUAGGUUAAUUUCCAACCGAACAUCUCAGCAGGCUUUGUCUAACUCUGAUUACACUUGGGAGUAUGAGUACUAUGAGUACGGACCAGUUUCCUUCGAAGGACUGAAAGCUCAUAAAUAUUCCAUUGUGAUUGGAUUUUGGGUCGGUCUGGCAGUUUUUGUCAUUUUCAUGUUCUUUGUGCUGACCUUGCUGACGAAGACAGGAGCACCGCACCAAGACAAUACAGAACCUUCUGAAAAAAGAUUUCAUGUGAGUAGCUUCGUGGCAGACUUUGGAAAACCUCUGGAGUCAGACAAGGUUUUUUCACGUCAAGUAGCUGAAGAGUCCAGGUCACUCUUUCACUUUUACAUUAAUGAAGUGGAGCAUUUGGACAAAGCAAAACAAAGCCAUAAAGCCCCUGGUCUGGACAGUAAUAUUCACUUCCAGGAAGUAGCGAGGAGUAGUGGAAGGCUGGAGGAGGAGCUGAAUUGCCUUACAAAAUUUAACAUCCCCAACUUCGUGAACACUGACCAGAGUUCUUCACUGGGUGAAGAUGAUCUGCUGAUUUCAGAGCCCCCAAUCAUUUUAGAAAGCAAACCAGUUAUCCAAGCCUCACGUCAGAUCCUUGACUGAAAAACCUUGAUUUCUAAAGCAGAGUGUCUUUAUUGUUUCUGUGGUAUCAGGAACUCUUAUUCAGCUGCUAACAUCAGACCUUUUGCCUAUUUCAGUAGAAGAUAUUUCAUAUCUUAUGCCUUGUGUUUUACUGUGAAUAUUGAACUGAUUUCACUUCCGUAUAAAGUGAAAUACUUAAUAUUUUAUGUCAAGACUUAUUUUAUGUCACUUUCAAGUAUUUCCUAAGAUCAAAACCUUCUUUGGCAUUGCUGUUGUUGCUUGCUAUUUGUUUUAUUUAACUAGCCAUCAUGCCCAGCUGCCUAGUGGUAGCAGAACACACUAACACGAUACAAGAGUUGCAAUGCACUUAACUCUGCUUGUGGGGAUUGCUGCAGCUGCACAGGGAGGAGUAUCACUGGAUUCUGAAAGGAGUGGUGUGGAACUGGUUGUCCAGGAGGACAGUAAACUCAAAUCAAGACUGAAUGGAGGAAUAAAAAGAGGAAGCACCUUUUCGGGCCUCUGAAUCUCCUCUCCUCCCCUCCCCCCUUUCAAAAGGCAGAUUAUUUUGAAACAUAACCAACAUAAUAGAAAUUUGCCUGCCAUUAAUCUGCACCCAAGACUCCUAUCCGCUUUUAGAGGCUGCUGAAACCCCAUGUAUCAAAAUUCUAGUGAUGCUGUUUUGUAUAUUAUAUUCAGUGGCCAUAUUUAGUGUUUCAGAAAAUUUCAUAUUCUUGCAGUUGUGGGUGGGUGACCUAGAAUGAAUGCGUUUUACAUACAAUUAAUAACAUUGUUUAGUGGACUUGAGUGUCAGUGCAAGCCUUUAACAUAGUGAGCACAGGAUUUAAUACAGAAACAAUAGGAAACAGGGUAGAAAACAUUCCUGUUUUGCUCACAGCACAGCAGAUGUAGCCAGUUACUAUAGUGUAUGUUUGUAAUGGAUUUAUACUUGCUGCUACUGUACUUGACUCAGGGCUUGGCUAAGCUUGCAAGUUAGAGCGCAUUAAAGCAGCCCCAGGCACCCUAACUCCCGAUGUGUCCACGCUGGCAAGGCACGUAGAGCACCUGGACUCUGCAACUGGAGUGCUCCUAGUAAUCCACCUCCACGAGAAGCAUAAAGUUCACUGUGCCCCAGCUGAAAUGCCCGGGCGUCCGUGUGAAAGAGGUAUUGCAUUACUGUGCUGUGAUUGGCCUCCAGAAACGUCCCAUAAUCCCCUGAAGUCAAGUGGCCACUCUUCUCAUUGUUUUGAACUCUGCUACAGGAAUGCGGCUAUCCCCUUUCAA